Molecule: messenger RNA, 1116 nt
Organism: Dovyalis caffra
Lineage: Eukaryota; Viridiplantae; Streptophyta; Magnoliopsida; Malpighiales; Salicaceae
Source: the annotation of a GenBank genome assembly
AUGUGGGUAGAGAUCCUCUGCGGCCUGAUUGUGUACAAGUUGUUCAAGUGCUUCUUCUCCGACGCCGACGACGUUUUAGAGGUCCAAUCCUCUGACACCAAUGCUCUUUUCAACGUUGCUAACAAGCUUGAAAAGCUAUAUGGAGGAAAGGUGUAUGUAGGGCUACGAAUUCCAGAUGCUGACACUGGUUCAAGACAAAACAUAGAUGCAGUUCUCGUCACCAAAGGUGAGGCAGUGGUGAUUUCUGUCAAGAAUUUCUCGGGUUUUGUAUCAAUCAGUGGCGAUGGCAGCUGGGUUUUUGAAGGUGAAGGUAGACACAAACCAGAUCGUCAUCCUGAUCCUGUGGCGGAGACUAAAAAGCAAGUUUCAAUACUUGAAUCAUAUCUUGAACAAAGGGGAGUUGCUCUACCAGAAGGAUAUUUGUCUUACAAAGUUGUACUUCCCAAUCCUAAGUUGCAUCCAAUCCAUUCAGGCUAUUUUCCCUCCGAGGUCAUUACCUACGAUCAAUGGGUACAGCUGAAACCUGAACCAAAAGGCCUAUUUUCUGGUUGGAUAAAGGGUGCCUUUCGUGGUGGAAAGAAGGAGAUGCAGGAAUCUAUACAUCAGAAACUCAACUUCACGCUUGGCACAGCUCCUAUGUGGGACAGGCUGGAGCUUAAGGGUAAUAAAUUUGUCCUAGGAGAAUUUUUGGAAUUUAAAGGAAAACAAGAAGAUACCAUGGCUUUGAGAAACAUCAAACGAUCGAAAGUUAGUCGUUUGAUCAUUCAAAAGACAAGUAUGUUUGGAUUAGAAAUUGGGGUUUUAAGAGCUUUGAGCAUACCUAAGGUUGGGGUUGUGGUGAUGGUGAGACUUAGUAUGGUAUAUGAUUUACCUAAGAAGUGUGUUGCUCUUUCUCUAUCCUUUGAAACGUGUGUUAAUAUGAAAUGUGGAGUAUCCCAUUCAAAGCUCCAAGUUUUGUACUCUGCUCGUGAUUAUAGGAGUGAUGGGGCUUCAGCUUCUGAGUGGAAGGAAGAAACUGUAAGAUCAAGUACAGAGGUUCUGUUUCAGCCAGACAACUCUGCUAAAGUCCGCAAAUUCAAGCUUUCUUCAAUUAUCUCCAUGUCACUAAGUGCCUAA